AUGAAUUUAGCACAAUCUUCAAUAAUUACUACUAAUAUUGGUACGACUCCAGUUGCGGAAGUCAGGUUGAUCAAGCCAGUUAAAGUGAGGUUCCCGAAGCGAAAACCAUCCGUGGUGAUUAUAGAGAAGCAGAAAGUGUACAUAACAGCUGACAAAACCACUUGUGCAGAAUGUUCUUGCUUCCCGAAGGAUUCACCUUAUAUGAAACCACCAAAACUGAGACGAUGUCAAGUAAGCCCUCUGACGUUGUACGAACUGGCUGCCGACGUCGUGGACAGUCUCCCGCUGCCUGAGGCUCUCCAAUGGUCUGAAGACGAUGUAGCGAAAUGGAUGGAGGAGGUGGUUGGACUACCACAGUACAAGGACAGUCUAAUUGAUAACCACAUAAAUGGUUUCCGUUUAAUUUGGCUUGAAAAUACUUGGAUAUUACAAAUGAUUAAUAUUCGAAUACACGAUCAUGUUAAGGCCAUUAUUAGUCAAGUAAGAAAAUUGUAUUCGCUAGAUUUCAUCAAGUUCUCUCGAAGCAUUGGUUUGCCUCCACGGAAACCUUUAACUCAUUGCACUUGGUUCAAGUCGAGGACUGGACCCAGUUGGGGGAUCAGACAGAACUGGAAGAGAUCCGAUAUAUUAAGAUGGAUGAAGAUUAUAGGUCCCGCACCAGUACAUAGAGAUCAUUGGGAUUUGGUAUGGUAUCAAAAGCCAGAUUUCCCCAAAACGCUGUUUGGCAGGAUACCACCAGCUCAUGAACGCGAAAAAUUACCCCAGUAUCCACCGCCUGUAGAACCAACUACUGAGUAUCAAGUCCCGAGAAAAUUCCCCAUCACGCCAACGGACGAGGUACAUCUAAUCUGGAUGGAACACCGACCUGACUCUCCCGACGUAGCAGAAUUAUUUAAGGACUCUGAAAAAGACGGCAGUGCUAUAGGACCUGUGAGAAAAACUCUAAUGCCGAAGAAAAUUCGUUUAAAAGGUCUGACAGGGAAGGAUCUGCUUCUGGCCAGACGGCUCAUGCCUAAAACGAAGUUUUUGAAAUAA
This is a messenger RNA of Arctia plantaginis, 1035 nucleotides long. The record is from the annotation of a GenBank genome assembly. Lineage: Eukaryota; Metazoa; Arthropoda; Insecta; Lepidoptera; Erebidae.